Messenger RNA from Ruditapes philippinarum (Manila clam), 1612 nucleotides. Its product is annotated as NADH dehydrogenase [ubiquinone] 1 alpha subcomplex subunit 10, mitochondrial-like. Lineage: Eukaryota; Metazoa; Mollusca; Bivalvia; Venerida; Veneridae. The coding region runs from base 89 to 1345 and encodes 418 amino acids. The record is from RefSeq and is a predicted model, not a curated record. The transcript has 8 exons. Gene Ontology annotation, cellular component: cytoplasm. Gene Ontology annotation, biological process: mitochondrial electron transport, NADH to ubiquinone.
AGUAACCGCUGCGAGGAGUUUGAUUUGUAUCAAGUUGAAGAAAUGUCAAUUUUCAGAUAGAAUAGUGUCCUUAAUCAAAAUCAACAUCAUGGCACUUGGUCAAGCAAGGCUUUGUUCUCUUCUAGGAAGAAGUUGGGUAUUAUGCACACGUCCAUCAACCCUUGUCGCCCCUGGAGUAGUUGAAGGACACAAGCAAUUGACCACUCAACCAAAUUACAAAAAGCCUUUCCCAUACCGAAGGAAGAAAUUUUCAUUUAUGAGAAGUCUGAUUGAAUAUACAUCUGCAAGAAUGAAUGAAAAUAGCAGAAUUAUACUGGUUGAGGGUUUGCCGUGUGUAGGUAAAUCGGAAUUUGCUAAGAAAUUGGCUGAUAAUUUUAAGUUGAAGUAUAUACCACCCUUCACUGAUGACGAUGUCUUUGUUAUCUGUGGUUUAGAUAAAAGAGAGACUGAUGGGUUGAUGCCUACAGAAAGAUUGAAGUGUUAUGAUAUGGAUUCUUUCUAUGCAGGGCUAGAUCCUCAAAAAAAGUUGUUUUACGGAAACACACAGAUUAACUAUUUCAAACAACGUUGGGAGCAGUACCUUCUUGCAUUGAGGCACAUUAUGAAUACAGGCCAGGGUGUUGUAUUAGAGAACAGUGUAUACAGUGAUAUGGUUUAUGCAUUGAAUAUGGCUGACCAUGGAUAUUUUACGAAAAAAGGUCUACGUUGGUACAUGGAGCAUAGGGAGAAUAGUUUGUAUUUGUUUUGGAAACCACAUCUGAUUAUACACCUUGAUGCCCCGUCAUCGUACAUUGAGAAGAAAAUGAAGGAAAAAUAUCCCAAGUUGCAAAAUAGCCCAGUAUUGAAUGAGGCAUAUUUGGAUGGCUGGAGGAAAAAGUAUAAUGAAGUCUACCUACCUGAAAUGAGACAACAUUGUGACACCCUGUACUAUGACAUCAGAGAAAUGGAGGAUCUCGACCUGUUGUUUAUGGAUCUGGAAGGCAUGGAUUUGAUAUCGGCCAGGUUUGGUGAAUCAACAAAAUUUGCCGACUGGCAUAAGCAGAAGGAAGAACAGUGGAGCAUGUAUAGAUUAACUUUGGAAAGUGAACAUUACAUCCAACACAUAGACGACUGGCAUGGCCCAUGGGAGUGUCCAGAAUUGGCAAUGGAUGGAGAGGAACUUACUUACUUGGAGUACUUAUUUCAAUUUAUUCCUCAGUACUCAUAUGAUCCCAACUAUUGGUAUGACAAAGACGGAAAUUUUAUCCCCAGAGAGUUACUGAAGGAGGUAUCGCCUGUGACCCUGGCAAGUGAAGAUCCGACCUGUAACCAAGGAGUACCGCCUACCCCAAAGGUCACCUCGUAAUACUGUACUGUUGGUAGACAUUUAAAUUUUCAAAUGUGUCGCAUGAAAAGAAUCCACGGAAUUACAGUGAUGUUAAGACUUAACAAGAUUUGAAAAAAAAAUUAAAAAAUGUUGUUUUUCUUUUUUUAAGUUAUUGAAAUGAAUGCAUGGCGUUAAAGUGAUUUGAGAAUAUGAAAGCUGUACAUCAUAGAGGACACUGAUGUUAUAUCAUAUGUUAGAUUUGAUCCUAUUUUUGGGUUUGAUCAAUAAAGUUAAAUUGAAAUAUUU